AUGAGAGUCGUGUGUGACCAGAGACACAUCAAGGAGACUUCUGAACAGACUGAGAAGCUCCACACUCCCGGCCACAAGGGGGCGCCACUCCUCCAUACCACAGACGGAAAACGGACCCGCUUUGCUGAGUUCCGCGACCGAACGCCUCCGGAGAACGUGCUUCCGGAGAACGUGCUUCCGGAGAACGUGCUUCCGGAGAACGUGCUUCCGGAGAACGUGCUUCCGGAGAACGUGCUUCCGGAGAACGUGCUUCCGGAGAACGUGCUUCCGGAGAACGCGCCUCCGGAGAACGUGCUUCCGGAGAACGUGCCUCCGGAGAACGUGCCUCCGGAGAACGUGCCUCCGGAAAACGUGCUUCUGGAGAACGUGCUUCUGGAGAACGUGCUUCUGGAGAACGUGCCUCCGGAGAACGUGCUUCCGGAGAACGUGCUUCCGGAGAACGUGCCUCCGGAGAACGUGCCUCCGGAAAACGUGCCUCCGGAGAACGUGCUUCCGGAGAACGUGCUUCCGGAGAACGUGCCUCCGGAGAACGGGCUUAGGAAUAACCAUGGUUGA
Molecule: messenger RNA, 555 nt
Organism: Knipowitschia caucasica
Lineage: Eukaryota; Metazoa; Chordata; Actinopteri; Gobiiformes; Gobiidae
Source: the annotation of a GenBank genome assembly